AUGGUGAUGGAUCUCUUAGGUCCCUCUUUGGAAGAACUUUUAGAUUUUUGCAACAGAAGAUUCUCACUAAAGACUAUCCUUAUGCUAGCUGAAUAAAUGAUAUAAACAAUAGAAUACAUUCACUAUAAUAAUUUCAUAUGUAGAAAUAUUAAUCCAGGGAAUUUCUUGAUUGGUUCUGGUAAUCUUUUAAAUUAAAUAUUUAUUACUGGACUAGGCUAUAGUAAGCGCUAUUUUUAAAGAGAUGGCACUCAUAUUCCAUAUAGAGAGGAUAAGAGCUUGGUAGGCACUCCUAGGUAUGUAUCUUUAAAUAUGCAUAUUGGGAUUGAACCUAGCAGAAGAGAUGAUUUAAUAUCUUUAUUCUAUUGUCUUAUUUAUUUUUUAAAAGGGUCUCUCCCAUGGUAAGGUCUUAAAAUUGGAAGAAGAAAUGAAAUGUUUGUAAAGAAAUUAAAUACUCCAAUUUAAGAACUCUGCUUAGGUUUUCCUAAUGAAUUUAUAGAAUAUUAUAAUUAUGUUGGAAAGCUUUCAUUUGAAGAAAAACCAGAUUAUUCUUAUUGUUAAUCUCUCUUCAGAUAAUGCUUUUAAAAGAUGGGAUAUGAAAAAGAUUCUAAUUUUGAUUGGAUUAUAAUUGUAAAUGAAAGAAAACAACAAUAGGAUAAAAACUCUGUAGCUAAAUUCAGAAAUAAUAUUCUUGAUACAAACCAUUAAAAAAUUAAAAAAUUCUUCAAUUUGAUUUGA
This is a messenger RNA of Tetrahymena thermophila SB210, 735 nucleotides long. RefSeq names its product casein kinase I. The record is from RefSeq and is a predicted model, not a curated record. Gene Ontology annotation, cellular component: cytoplasm; nucleus. NCBI's taxonomy places the organism in Eukaryota, Ciliophora, Oligohymenophorea, Hymenostomatida, Tetrahymenidae. The transcript has 2 exons. Gene Ontology annotation, biological process: peptidyl-serine phosphorylation; signal transduction; endocytosis. Gene Ontology annotation, molecular function: protein serine/threonine kinase activity; ATP binding.